AUGCCGCGUGCUAUCUGGACAAAAAUUCUCUCGGAUGUCUCCAUCAAGAGAUCAUCCCAAACUCUCGCCAUUCUCGCCAGCAACGCAUACAUCUAUGGCGGGGAGCUGCGGCCAAGAGAACCAGUCGAUUCUGCUGUAUACCGUCUGUCUUUUGAUGCUUCAACAUCCAGCAACCGAAGUCUCAUACAGACUCCCCCGUCUGCCACUCACCCCCAACCCCGCGUAGGAUCCGCCUCGACCGCUCUCGCCGGGAAACUCUAUAUCUUCUCUGGUCGGGGCGGUAUCGCUAUGGCCCCGAUCGAGGAAUUUGGCUCCUUCUGGGUCUUUGAUCCGACCCAGAAUACCUGGUCGCAAUUGCCCCCUGCAAACUCAAACUCGCAACAUCCUGCGGGCCGAAGCUACCACACGCUCACCAAUAACGGCACAGACACUAUCUAUCUGCACGGUGGAUGUCCAUCGAGUGGCCGUCUACGCGAUCUUUGGGCCUUCAACAUCCAUUCCCGGCAAUGGCUAGAGCUGCCUCCGGCGCCCGGCCCUGAACGAGGCGGUGCGUCAAUCGCGUACGCUGAUCAGCGGAUCUACCGGAUGAACGGAUUUGACGGAACCAGAGAGCAAGGCGGAGCUGUGGAUGUGUAUGAUGUGCGGACGAAUGAGUGGACUAGUCUUACUUAUGCAGCGGAUGGCGUUUCCGGACCCAGUCCGCGAAGUGUCGGCUGCUUGCUCGUCACAACCAUCGCUGGAAGGCAGUCUCUGGUAACAAUGUUUGGCGAGCAUGAUCCAAGUAAUCUGGGACACCAGGGUGCCGGGAAGAUGCUAGCGGAUGUGUGGGCAUUUGAUCUCCAAUCUCAGCGGUGGGCACAGGUGGAUGUUGCGGAGCCUAACAGACCUCCGGCGCGUGGCUGGUUUGAUGCGGAUGUCAUCGGCCCUGAAGCACAUGCCAAUCCUGGGAGCAUAAUAGUCCACGGUGGACUUGCGGAGUCAAAUGAGCGGUUGGAUGAUGUGUGGCGACUGGAUUUUGUCUAG
This is a messenger RNA of Aspergillus welwitschiae, 1023 nucleotides long. Its product is annotated as Kelch repeat protein. The coding region runs from base 1 to 1023 and encodes 340 amino acids. NCBI's taxonomy places the organism in Eukaryota, Fungi, Ascomycota, Eurotiomycetes, Eurotiales, Aspergillaceae. The record is from RefSeq and is a predicted model, not a curated record. Gene Ontology annotation, molecular function: protein binding. The transcript is spliced from 2 exons.